Messenger RNA from Cololabis saira (Pacific saury), 5539 nucleotides. RefSeq names its product zinc finger FYVE domain-containing protein 1-like. NCBI's taxonomy places the organism in Eukaryota, Metazoa, Chordata, Actinopteri, Beloniformes, Belonidae. The record is from RefSeq and is a predicted model, not a curated record. The coding region runs from base 821 to 3181 and encodes 786 amino acids. The transcript has 11 exons. Gene Ontology annotation, molecular function: zinc ion binding.
ACAACAACACAACGUAGCUGCUGGAGCAACCUGCCAGGGAGGGGGCUGAAGAACAAAACAAUGACACUGCUCGGAAGGAUUUGCGCUCAGUAACACUUUUAAAGUAUUUUAAAUAGCCAUCGCGUGGAUUUCCCUCCCGGUCAAACGCGAGUGUUACGUGGAUAUCCGAGUUUUAGACGCUGUUAGUGUUUUUAUUAUUGUUGCUGUUUGUGUGAUUAUUGCAGCUCAGGCGGCUAGCUGGUUUGUUAACGACGGUGAAGUGUUGGGGCUUGUCUCCUUGAUAAUUACAGCUCUUCCUCGGGAAAUGUUCAAGCUGUCCAGCUCGCUGUAAGCUAAGUAUUCCUACUUAGAUGACAAAUAAUAAUCAGAAACCACAUUUCCCAGGGAGCUUUGUGUCUCAGCUAGCCGGCUAGCCUGCUGUUAGCAUCGACGUUUUUAUAAUCAAGAACUCAUUUCCUUUGUUGGUACCAGCUGCUGCUUGAACAUUAAAUAUUGUAGAUUUUUUUUUGCGUAUUCUCUGUUUUUAUGUCGUGCUUCACUUUAUUGCACGACUAAGUUAAUUGCCUGCGGCUCCUCUGUUAGUUUUCUUAUUAUGCUGCACCAAAUAAUGUUACAUAAAAGUGGUUAAAUGUCAUCCUAAGUGGACACAUUUGAUAAAUUGUAUCACUGUGGAGACUAUUUUUAAGCAUGCAGCUGGUUUAGGUUUAUUUUAUUUAUUUUUUGUUUGUUUUCAUCAUUGAAUUUUCGACUUUUACUUGAAAGUGUGGAAGCUGCUCUAGUGAGAUCUCGUCCUGAAUAUAAACUCUCCUUGUAAGAAACAAUGAGUGGGCAUGGCUCGUCCUCUGAAAAGGGAGUCAACACUAGUCUAAUUUGUCAGGAGAGUUAUGCGUGUGGGGGCUCAGAAGAGGCUGCAUUUGAAUGUAAUGACUGCAAAAGCCUUCAGUGUGUUCGCUGUGAGCUGGAGCUCCACAGCCAGGAGCUGCAGAAGAACCAUGAGCGGGUCCAAGUAGGUCCUGGCCACGUCCCCUACUGUGACAACUGUAAAGGGGGUCCUGGGGAUGGCGGAAAGCGUCACAGGUCUGUGGUUCGCUGCCAGAACUGUAAGGUUAACUUGUGCCAAGACUGUCAGAAACGCACCCACAGUGGCAGCAGCAAGAAGAAACACCAGCUCACUUCUUAUCCACCACAACCCAAACCUGAAGAGGCCACCUCUGUCCAGAUGUGUGUCCAGCCUGCUGUUCAAAUAGCUGAUGAGGCUAAAUCUAAGAGGGCAAAACUGUUGGAGAAAGUGUCCAGUUUUCUCUUGGUUGAUGAAAAUGAGGAAAUACAGAUUAAAGAUGAUGCUUCGUUCAUAAAGAGCCUCAGCUGCGGUGCGGACCAGCUGCUGAAAGUGGUGUCCAUCUUCGGUAACACAGGAGAGGGCAAAUCUCACACCCUGAACCACACGUUCUUCACGGGCAGAGAGGUGUUCAAGACCUCUCCCACGCAGGAGUCGUGCACCGUGGGAGUGUGGGCGGCAUUCGACCCCAUCCAUAAAGUAGUGGUCAUUGAUACGGAGGGGCUGCUUGGGAACAGUUCCAAACAGGGACAGAGAACCCGCCUCCUACUCAAGGUGCUCGCCGUUUCUGAUCUUAUAAUCUACCGCACCCAUGCUGACCGCCUCCAUGACGACCUUUUCAAGUUCCUUGGUGAUGCCUCGGAUGCUUAUCUGAAGCAUUUUGCCAAAGAGCUUAAAGCCACAUCAGCCCGCUGUGGUCUGGAUGUCCCACUGUCCACUUUGGGUCCUGCGGUUGUCAUCUUCCACGAAACUGUCCACACUAAGCUGCUCGGCUCAGAUAAAUCAUCCGACUCAAUAGAUCGCCUGCUGUUGGAUCGCUUUCGUAAACUGUCCCGUUACCCAGAAGCCUUCAGCUCUGUCCAGUACUGGGGCACACAGACUCUGAGUCCUCCUACUGACUUCCGCGGCCUGCAGAAUAAGCUGGAGCAGCUCCUGGAUAACAAUGCCACCCGCUCCCCACGCACCCCUGUGGUCAUCUAUAAAGCCCUGCAGGCACUGAGUGAGCGCUUCAAUGGGGAAAUUGCAGGUGAGCUUGUAGCGCACAACAGCUUCUUUCCUGAUGAAUACUUCACCUGCUCCAGCGUGUGCUUCAGUUGUGGAUCUGGCUGCAAGAACAGUAUGAACCAUUUAGGAGAAGGUGUGUGCCAUGAGGCGAAGCAUCGCUGCCGUUACUCUGCUCAGUUUGACAAUCGCAUUUACACCUGUAAGGCGUGCUAUGAGGGGGGGAAGGAAGUGAUUGUUGUGCCUAAGACAUCCGCAUCCUCAGACUCUCCAUGGCUGGGCCUCGCCAAGUAUGCCUGGUCCGGGUAUGUUAUUGAAUGUCCCACCUGCGGAGUGAUUUAUCGGAGCCGUCAGUUUUGGUACGGUAAUCAGGACCCCGUGGACACAGUUGUUCGUACCGAGAUCCAGCAUGUUUGGCCAGGGUACGACGGCUUUUUAAAGGACAACAGCAACGCUGCACAGCGGGUUCUGGACGGAGUCAACUUGGUGGCCCAGUCUGUGUCAGAGCUCGGUGUCAAACCUGCCAAGGCCGUCACCUCUUGGCUGACAGAUCAGAUAGCCCCAGCCUACUGGAAACCCAACUCCCUCAUCUUGGUGUGCCACAAGUGUGACGCCGUCUUCCAGGAUAAUGACACCAAGCAUCACUGCCGGGCUUGUGGGGAGGGCUUCUGUGAUGGCUGCUCCUCCAAAGCUGCACCCGUCCCUGAGAGAGGCUGGGGUCUUGCCCCUGUCAGAGUGUGUGACGUCUGCUUUGAACAGAGAGCUACAUAUGCAGAGGUGCUCGAGGCAGAACUUGAGGAGGAGGAUGGUGGAAAUCUUGCCAGGAAGGUUGGAGAAGCAGUCAGCAACACACUCGGCGUCGUGGUCACUGCUAUUGAUAUCCCUCUGGGCCUCGUGAAAGACGCAGCUCGUCCUGCCUACUGGGUGCCGGACCAGGACAUCCUGUCAUGCCACAACUGCCAGCGUGAGUUCACUGCCAAGCUGUCCAAGCACCACUGCCGCGCCUGUGGCCAAGGAGUGUGCGGCGAAUGCUCCCCGGAGCGCCGGCCGGUCCCAUCGCGUGGCUGGGACCACCCCGUGCGCGUGUGCGCCAGCUGCAACCAGAAACCUGGAGACCUUUAACUUUGGGGGGCGGGGGCUCUCCUUCCUCGGAGCACAAGAGAGAACCGCUCACUCAGCUCGCAGUCUGGCAACUGUUGAAGCAUACCUCAGUUACUCCAAUGGUUCUGUUUUGUAUCUGUGGAAAGGAAAUAGGUAGAAAUGCAUAGAAUAUUUACCAGAUUUGGGCUUUCAGAGUUCCUGUGGCCUUCGUGGAUCAGUAUUGGGUAACUUGACUGAGUGUGAAAACUGCAUUUCCACUCAUUAUAUUCACAGGCUCAAUAUUUUGAAUAGUAUUGACACAGAUGCUUUGUUUUUCCGUUACAUAAAGCGUUUGAGCUAUUUUUCUACUAUUAUAAAAUAUUUAAAAAAAUCUUAUCAUUUCAUUAUUAUUAGUUUAAAGCUGAGAUCAUCGGUGGUUGGUGUGAUCAGUUUCCUUCUCAUUAUUGAGUGUAGUUCCUCCUCUGGCAUCGUACAUGUAAUGGCAGAGAUAUAUUUUAUAUUUGCGCAGGCACAAGUGCAAUUUCCAUUGCAUGCGUGCAUAAUAGCAUUUUAGUUUUUGCACUAAGCCUUUUUUCAGCUGUUAUAGGCUGUUGCUUAUCACGGGCAGAAGCCACAUAUGAUAGCAUAACCAGUUCCAAACGUAGCUGAAGUCUACAACAGUAGGUCUUCAUCCGGGAAAUCUGGUGUGCCAAAAAUAAUUCAGGUCACUGUGUCUGUGCUGGUGUAAUAUUUAUAUUCUAUCUUGUUAUUUGUGGUCUUAUGAAGACAUAGAGGUGUGUUGAAAACUAUGUACUGAUGAGGAGAGGAUGAAAAAAAACAAAAAACAAAAAAGUAAGUCCUCCAGCAUGCAUGGCCUUUUAUUUGCUCAGAGGAUGCUCUCUGAAUAAACCUCACUAUCUCUUUUACCUGGGGGGGCAUUUAAGUGUGCACAUCUUACAAAAUGUAUGCAUUUCAGGUUCAAAUUUGUUUUCAUGGCAUGUUUGAUUUAAUUCUUAUCCGUGCAUUUACUAUCUGCUUGGCUGUACGGAAACGAGGAUUAUCCAAAUUUCUCUUCAAGCUAGUUUUGCAUAUUCCGUUAAGAUCUCAGUCUCUACAGUCACAGUUUGAUCAGAUAACAACUCAUGACAUACAUGAUUUUUUUUUUCCCCAGCUCAUCACACCUUGUUUUUGUCACUCUACACUCUGUCACUCUGUUACUGGAAGCUAUUGUAUAUUUUCUUAAGCAUUUUUUUAAUUUGUUACUAUUAGGAUAUGUAUAUUAUUGUGACAACUACAAAGUACCCUAACUACCCUUUUUCUUUCAGUCAUGUUUUUAAUAUCAGCGUUGCACAAGAAUACUAAAUGUGGCAAAGAGAACUUGUUGAGCCAUUUUUAAUGACAUGAGUUUCAGCUCGUCUUGCAUCAUGACUAGUUUUGUGUUGUUAAGCAACUAAACCAUUACAUGUUGGAUGUCAUACAAAGCACAAGGUGAUGCCUUUUAUGUUAAUGCUUGUAUCUAAAUGUUUCAAUCAAGAAAAAAAAAAUUGGGUGUUUGGUCAAUUGUAGGCUUUGCGUAUGAAGUUACUCUUCCUUUUGCUCUAGCAUGGAUUUUUUAUUUUUAUUUUUUUCUGAUGUCAGAUGAGAGGAUGAUGCAUCUGCUUGGUCUCAAAAUAGAUUUAUCUGUCCGAAUGUUCCAUCAAACGCACCCUCUUCUGAUACGCUAAUGUUGCACAGGAUAGAAUAGGAGAAACCUUUAGAUUACUUGUACUGGAGAUCAUUCCCAUCCACAUUUUGUGCUGUCUGUUUGAUUACAUCUCCUGUGAGGUGUCUGUGAGGUAACAUUUCCUCCAGUUUCUUUCGAUCAGAAUGGGUGCUACUGUCAACAUCCCCUUUUCCACAAAUCAAGCAAGAAUGAGUGCUGUACUUUUAAAAUGUUGGAAUCCAACUUGAGGAAAUGACGUGUGAAUACUUGCUAAACUGCUGGAAGAUUUGCAUAAGAUUAAAGCUGUAUCAGCACCGCUUGUCAAAAUGUUAAUUUGGAACUGCCUCCUUGUUUUGUGUGUGUGUGUGUGUGUGUGUGUGUGUGUGUGUGUGUGUGUGUGUGUGUGUGUGUGUGUGUGUGUGUGUGUGUGUGUGUGUGUGUGUGUGUGUGUGUGUGUGUGUGUGUGUGUGUGUGUGUGUGUGUGUGUGUGUGUGUGUGUGUGUGUGUGUGUGUGUGUGUGUGUGUGUGUGUGUGUGUGUGUGUGUGUGUGUGUGUGUGUGUGUGUGUGUGACCACUUACAGUACUGUAAGUGGGAGGAAUAGAUUGUGUGCAUGCCUGUGUGUUAUUAUGAGCCUUGCUUCCAACCCUCCCCAACACUGCAGCUUCAGAUAAAGAGAAAAUACUCGUGUGGUGCUUAU